Molecule: messenger RNA, 678 nt
Organism: Indicator indicator
Lineage: Eukaryota; Metazoa; Chordata; Aves; Piciformes; Indicatoridae
Gene: CD28
Product: CD28 molecule
Exons: 4
Coding region: 10-678 (222 amino acids)
Biological process (GO): immune response; T cell costimulation; T cell activation
Cellular component (GO): membrane; external side of plasma membrane
Source: RefSeq, a predicted model, not a curated record
AUUAACACCAUGCUCCUGGGGAUCCUCGUGGUGCUCAGCUUCAUCCCCACUGCUGAUGUAACAGAAAACAAGAUUUUAGUGGCUCAGCGUCCUUUGCUCACUGUAGAUAACAAAACUGCAACUCUGAUCUGCAACUACACAUACAAUGGAACAGGGGAGGAAUUUCGAGCUUCAUUGCACAAAGGGGCAAACAGUGCAGUGGAAGUUUGCUUUAUUUCAUGGAACACAUCCAAAAUUGUCAGUAAAUUAAAUAAAGACUCCAACUGCCAUGUGACUCAUGAUAAAGGAAAAGUCAUCUUCAAUCUUUGGAAUAUGAGUGCCAGCCAAACUGACAUCUACUUCUGCAAAAUUGAGGCCAUGUAUCCACCUCCGUACGUCUGCAAUGAGAAGAGCAAUGGGACUGUCAUUCAUGUGAAAGAGACACCCAUCGAAAUACAAGAGCCUCAGUCUGCAAUUUCUUUGUGGAUUAUGGUGGCAAUGACUGGAAUCCUUGCUUUGUACAGUAUGCUAAUAACCACAGUUUUUAUUAACUACUGGCAAAAAUCCAAGAAGAAUCUGUACCAUCAGAAUGACUACAUGAACAUGACUCCCCGGCAUCCACCAUACCAGAAGAAGAAAGGUUACCCAUCCUACGCUCCAACACGAGACUACACUGCAUAUCGGUCCUGGCAACCAUGA